AUUAUUAAAUCAAAUUACCUUUAAGAAGUAAUGUCAUGAACGUAUGCUAUUUUAUCAUAUCGUUACAUUAAUCGUCGAACGCGCUGCUAUGAAAACUUUUGUUGUUUGGAUUUUAAUGAGCUUCAAAAUGGCGCACGCAGCUCAAUUCUUUCCUGACUUGGACAUGAAACUUCGAUCAUCGCUGUGUGUUUGGAUAAGAUCAUGAUCUAAUCUAAUUCCAAUAUUUGCAUCGAUAUUCAUGCAGAAUAGAUUAUGGGGAAUACGACAGUUGUAGCUACAGGUGUAAAAAAUCAAGGCGAUGCUGAAGCCAACAAACUUUAUCAACUUGUGGAUUUAAAAGGUGGUGGCGAGCUUGUAGAAAUGGCAAAAGUUGCUCGAUGGACGAAAAACUGGGCAGAUUUGGAUGAAAGAAUACAAAGAGAUGUCAAACCAUUUUUAUAUCAUGGAGGCCAGGGUAAAUAUAUACCUAUUGUUGACCUGGUGAAGAUCAGAAAUAAAGACAGGCAGAAGAGUGGUAUAAAGGCCAGUAAGAACAAACAGAAGUCUGCACAAGAUCAGGCCAGGAUAGAUAACAUCAUGCAGUUGGAAAUCAAUCAGAUUGAUGGCUUCCUUUCAAGACAUGAUCAUAAGUCUCGCUUUCAGUGUUGGGACCUAGAGAAAAGAGGCACUGUUGGAGAGAAUAUAUUACAUUUAUGUUUGCUGAAUGCCACACAGACACACGCUGAUCUUGCCAAGAGACUUUUAAUGUUUUUCCCUAAGAUGCUGAAUGACAUUUAUGUUGGAGAAGAAUAUUAUGGGGAGAACAUUCUUCAUAUAGCAAUAGUCAAUGAGGAUCCAGCAAUGGUAAAGUUUCUGUUAGAUAAAGGAGUUGAUUUUGAAGCCAGAGUCUGUGGCAACUUCUUCACACCAGAUGACCAGAAGAGUUCCAGGACAGACUCCCUUGAUCACGAAUGGGUCAAUGUUUGUAAAGAGACAAACUAUGAAGGUAAUGUGUAUUGGGGUGACUAUCCUCUUAGUUUUGCUGCCUGCCUCAACCAGGAGGAAUGUGUUCGACUACUUAUAGCUAAAGGUGCAAACCCCAACCUACAAGAUUGCAAUGGAAACACAGUGAUGCACAUGCUAGUUAUCUAUGACAACAUGCAAAUGUUUGACCUACUGCAUAGUUUUGGUGGCAGACUUGAUAUAAAAAACAGACAAAAUCUUACUCCACUUACUUUGGCUGCUAAGCUGGCCAGGAAAAAUAUGUAUGAACACAUAUUAGAAAUGGUAAGGGAAGUCUAUUGGCUGUAUGGCAAUGUUACAUCUGCUGGUUACCCAUUGAGUGAUGUGGAUACAAUAUCUCGGACAGGGGAGAUCAACAUGGACUCCGCACUUCAUCUUAUUGUAAAAGGGAAUCUUGAAGGUCAUCUUGAAAUGAUGGACGGUGUCAUAGUCAAACUUUUGCAAGAGAAAUGGAAAACAUUUGUAGGCUUCAGAUUCUACAGAAGAUUUAUUCUAUUCAUUUUAUACUUCAUCUGCUUUGCUGUUGCUUUUGGUUUGCGGCGAGGUGAAAACCCUUGUACCACUGACCAGUCCAGUCCAUUGCCCAGCUUCUGUGACCUUUAUAGUAACCAAACUGAAGCUGAUUCCUGCUAUCUUCUUGUUCCUUAUCAAGUCAUAGAUAUUGCUCGAAUGACUUUAGAGAGUAUAACUCUGGUAGCAGCAGUCAUCUACAUUUUUCUAGCAUUGAAGGAAAUUUACCAUCAAGGGUUUAAAGUGUUCUUCUCCACUUUGACAGGUGCUCCUGCCAAAACUCUUUUCUUGAUGUCCUGUUUAUUUGUGAUUGCCAUGUUACCAGGCAGAGCAGCUUGCUGUCCCACGUUUGAAGAUAUUGUUGGCGUCAUGGCCAUUUUGUGCACAGCUCCGUACUUUUUAUUCUUCUGUAGAGGCUUUCGUAUUGUUGGACCUUCAAUAGUCAUGAUCUAUAACAUGAUUCGCAGAGACCUGCUUCAGUUUUUUAUCAUCUAUGUUGUGUUUAUUAUUGGUUUCUCACAGUCUGUUUAUGUUGCUUUCCAUUCCGACCCAACUUGUUCAAACUGCACAAAACUAGACAACUGCACAGUGUUCUGCAAUCCCAUGGAUGCUGUGGUUGGGAUGUUCUCUAUGUCAGUAGGAGAUUUUGAAGAUCUCUAUUCCUUGUUUAGAGGUCUGCCGCAUCCUUACCGAAACACAAUCAAAAUAAUUUUCAUUGUCUACAUGAUCAUGGUAGCUAUACUUCUAAUCAAUAUGCUAAUUGCCAUGAUGGCCAGAACAUAUGAAAUGGUCACCAAUACACAGAAAGAAUGGUUUCGACAGUGGGCCAACAUUGUUCUUGUUGUGGAGCAGACAGUCACUACAGAAAGUAGGAGACAGCAGAUGAUCAAAUACUCUGUUCCUUUUGGAGACAAUGAAAGAGCUUUAAUGAUUCGUUGGCAUCAAUCUGAAAAAGAAAAAGAAGAACUUAAAUUUAUCAGAAACAAAAACAAAAUAUCCCAAAAAGCCAUGGCAUCACUCAAGUCUAGAGACCGUCGCUCAAGCAUCCGUAAGAUGAUGCCAAACACAGAAAUUUCUUUUAGCAAUGCUCAGAGUGGACGUUUUAACAUUUGAUUCAUCCUUGAAGCAAUAUCAUUUAGUAGUUUUAAAUCCAGGGCAUUUUAAAAUGCAAGAUAGAAUAUUUUCCACCUGAGUGCAAUUUUCCUAUUUUUUGUAGACCAUUAUCACUUCAUCUAAUAAUCUUGAUAUAUUAACAAAUUUAUUUUACAGUCUGUAUAAUUAUUCAACUUUGACAGCAUUUCAUUUUUCAAUUUUAUCCAUGUGCCGGUCUUGUAUUUUCUAUUACAUACUAAUUCUUAUUAGUAGCACUUGAUCUAUUUCUAAGAAAUGUUAGUGUGAUGGCGUUUCUUGGUAUUCUCCAUAAAAAUCUAGUAAAAGUUUUGAUAAUGUCAAUCUUCCUGUCACUUUAAAUGGUUGGUGGACCUUUUGUUGUUUUUUUUCUUCUGUGAUAUCAGUCUGUGUUUUAAAAGGAAAUCAAAGUAUUGGUGCACCAGAUAAUUUCUAAACAUCUAUACAUCUGUUGUAUAGAAACAUUUCUUAAAUAGACUCAUUGUUUAAAUAUUUAGUUUGCACAAAUUGACUGAACACUUUUUUCCCUGUUGAACACCUUUUCUUCUUUCCCUUUCUUUUUCUACUUUUGUUAAAACUGAAACAGAUUCACAAGUGAGUAACUUAUAUUUUUUCCUUCACUUGCUUUUUACGUGCAACUAUCUAUCGUAUCUUAUAAACUACAGACAUUCCAUAAAUAAAGAAGAUGAUUGCGUCUGUUAUAAGAAUUACAACUUAGAAUUAAAAUAAUUACUCAGAAAGAAAUAGAACUUUUGCCUCUAAAAUGUAUUUUAUUUGUUUAAAAUAUGUGUUGAGCAAAAAUUUCAGACAUCUUAACAUCCAAGUGAACUUUAUUAUUGCAUUUCAUCAUUUGUGGUUUUACAAGAAAAAUUAUUUUCUGAAAAAACUUUUAAGGGUAAGAAGGAAAUUGACAAUUUUAUUAUUUUUUUUUAUAAAUAAUUAGAACAAAAAAAAUAUUAAAAAAAAAAAAAAUAUUUAUAUUAAAACAUUUAACAUACGGUAGUGCAGCAGUUAACAAUAUAAGAUAUGUAUAAAUUAUUAUUUUUUCCACAUGCUUUUUCCAAAUAUUUGUUGAAUUCAUUUCCCAUGUUGUUCUUGCACUUCCCAAUUCAUAUGUCUUUUAAAUGUUGUCUGUGACCCAUGUAAUAUUAAAUGUUUUGAUGUUCA
This is a messenger RNA of Biomphalaria glabrata, 3807 nucleotides long. RefSeq names its product transient receptor potential cation channel subfamily V member 6-like. Gene Ontology annotation, biological process: calcium ion import across plasma membrane. The coding region runs from base 253 to 2625 and encodes 790 amino acids. NCBI's taxonomy places the organism in Eukaryota, Metazoa, Mollusca, Gastropoda, Planorbidae. The record is from RefSeq and is a predicted model, not a curated record. Gene Ontology annotation, cellular component: membrane. The transcript has 16 exons. Gene Ontology annotation, molecular function: protein binding; calcium channel activity.